AUUCGUUUUGUACGUUGUUAGACUCUCUCGCCGCGUUUUGGAAUUCAGUCGACAAUCGACGAUAAUUACCGGUGGUUGUAUCACAUCACAUCACGCGCAGCAGCAGCAGCACUACGAACGAAAGAAGAAGAAGCAGAAGAGCCAGCCGCAGUGGCAGCAGAGAAACUCGCUCGUUUUCGGAUCUAUAUAUAUAUAUGCAUAUAUAGAGGGAUAUAUAUAUAUAUUUGCACGCAGCAUUGGCGAAUUUUCGGCCGCGUUUAAUUUGUUUGUGUUUUUUCCGUGUUCUCCUCCGCGUGCUCGCAAUUACGUGCGCGGCAGAAAAAGACUAUAAUUAUAAAACUAAAGUGAAAAGCGUGCCAUAAUUACACGAACGAAUAUCAAUAAGUGCAAGAGCAAUGUGCGAAAAUUGCUAACGAACGCAGUAGCAACCAGGAGCAGCAAAACGCAGCAGCAAUCGCAGCAGUAGGAUCCAAACAAAUCUCGGCGCAACAUUCAAAUCGCAAGCGUUUUCAACAUGAUCGAUGCGGCCUGCAAUUACUUAAAUCCCUAUGCGCAACAGCAUCAGGCGCAGCAGCAGCAACACGCGCAACAGCAGCAACACGCGCAACAGCAGCAACAUCAUCUGCACAUGCAGCAUGCGCAACAUCAUCUGCACUUGUCCCAUCAGCAGGCGCAACAGCAGCACAUGCAACACUUGACACAGCAACAGCAGCAGCAGCAGCAACAACAACAGCAGCAGCAGCAACAGCAGCAGCAGCAACAACAACAGCCGCAACAGCAGCAACAUGACUUCCUCAGCGCCGCCACCCUGCUGUCCGCCCCCCCAUCCCUCUCCGGCUCGAGUUCCGGCUCCAGCUCCGGCAGUUCUCCGCUGUAUGGAAAGCCGCCAAUGAAGCUGGAACUGCCGUAUCCACAGGCCUCAUCCACGGGCACUGCAUCGCCCAACUCCAGCAUACAAUCGGCGCCAUCAUCGGCCUCCGUGUCGCCCAGCAUCUUCCCAUCACCUGCCCAGUCAUUCGCCUCCAUUUCGGCCAGUCCAUCCACGCCCACCACGACCUUGGCGCCACCUACAACGGCGGCAGCGGGCGCCCUAGCGGGAUCACCCACAUCCUCCUCACCAUCCUCGUCAGCUGCAUCGGCUGCAGCGGCGGCGGCAGCAGCUGCGGCGGCAGCAGCGGACCUUGGAGCAGCGGCGGUCGCCAGUGCCGCCUACGGCUGGAAUACCGCCUACUCCGGAUUGGGGCCACCGAGAAGUCAGUUCCCAUAUGCCCAGUACGCCUCCGAUUACUACGGCAAUGCGGUGGGCAUGUCCUCUUCGGCCGCUUGGUUCUCGCAUCAGGAGCGCCUCUAUCAGCCAUGGAGUUCACAGAGCUAUCCGGGCUUCAACUUCGAUGACAUCGCCUUCCAGACGCAAUUGCAACGCCGCUCCGUUCGCUGCACGUGCCCCAAUUGCACCAACGAGAUGAGCGGCCUGCCACCGAUUGUGGGUCCGGAUGAGCGCGGACGCAAGCAGCACAUCUGCCACAUUCCGGGCUGCGAACGGCUAUACGGCAAGGCGUCGCAUCUGAAGACCCACCUGCGCUGGCACACCGGCGAGCGGCCCUUCCUGUGCCUCACGUGCGGCAAGCGUUUCUCCCGAUCGGAUGAGCUGCAGCGGCACGGACGUACGCACACCAAUUACCGCCCGUAUGCCUGCCCCAUUUGCUCCAAGAAGUUCUCGCGCAGCGAUCACCUCAGCAAGCACAAGAAGACCCAUUUCAAGGACAAGAAGAGCAAGAAGGUACUGGCCGCCGAGGCCAAGGAGCAGGCGGCUGCGGCGAUAAAGCUGGAGAAGAAGGAGAAGAAGUCGGGUAAGCCACUGACGCCACCCGUGGAAUUCAAGCAGGAGCAGCCGGAUACGACACCGCUGGUCAACUAUGCGCCCUAUGCCAAUCUCUACCAGCAUUCCACAUCCGCGGGAUCGAGUGUGAAUCCUCCGCCGCCACCGCCGCCGCUCUUCCAGCAGCAGAUGACAACGACAACAUCGUCGGCGGCCAGCUUUGUGGAGCAGCCCUGGAGCAGUAGCAGCAGCCGUUCCAUACAACCAGCCACUACCUCAGCCAGUUCAUCCUCAUCAUCCAGCGCCAGUUCCCCAGCGGCAGCGGUCGUUUCUGCCAUCGGAUCUGCAUCUUCCCCAGCCGCAUCAGCCACGGCGCUGGCCCAGCAUCAUUAUGCCGCGCUGGCCAUGCAAAGUGAGUCCCAGCUGGCGGCGGAGUAUGGGCUAACCAUGAGCGGAUUGGCCAGCGGAGCUAGCCAGGAUUCCAGCUCCAGUUGCCACAUGAAGUCCGAGUAUGCGGCCAGUUAUCCGGCUGAUUUUGGUGCGGGAACAGCCAGUUACGGCUAUCCGCAUCCACAUCCGCACCAUCACAAUGCGUGGGCAGCGGCCUAUCAUCCACAUGCCACCGCCUAGGAUGCCCCUGAUCCUUCCCAAAUUGUUACAGUUGAAAGUUGAUGAAACAAAUGCCAUAAUGUCCCAAAACCCAGAAAGGCAACAAAGCAAGCGUAGAACGAAAAUCUAGUGUGUGUUUUUUUUCAGUGUUUAUUGUUGAUAUAAAAUUGUGAAAAUCGAAAAAAAAUGUGAAUUCACAAAAUACCGUAUAAGGCAUUAUAUAAUAUUAUAUAAAUAUAUAUAUAUAUACAUACACAUAUAUUAACUAUACAUGUAGAGACUAGAACUUGAAUUUUUUUCAUUUUUUUUCCCCAAUCUAGUAGCUAAGGCAUUUUUUUUUGCAUGUCUGUACAUACAAACAUAUAUAGCGUUCUUUUUAAGCCAUACCAUAUAGAAUGAGAGAAACCAUCUAGUUGUGUACCAUAAUAAUUGUUAAUUGUCUUUAAGAUAAAUUAUAUACAACAACAAAAAGAGAAAAAUCCAAGGCGACAAAAUCCCCACACUGAAAUCCUAUCAAUAAAAAAAAACGAACAAAAUAAUAUCGGAAAACAAA
Messenger RNA from Drosophila simulans, 2981 nucleotides. RefSeq names its product transcription factor btd. NCBI's taxonomy places the organism in Eukaryota, Metazoa, Arthropoda, Insecta, Diptera, Drosophilidae. The transcript has 2 exons. Gene Ontology annotation, molecular function: RNA polymerase II cis-regulatory region sequence-specific DNA binding; DNA-binding transcription factor activity, RNA polymerase II-specific. Bases 515 to 2449 code for a protein of 644 amino acids. Gene Ontology annotation, biological process: regulation of transcription by RNA polymerase II. The record is from RefSeq and is a predicted model, not a curated record.